CCCAAACAACCCUUGCGCUUACAGCACAGUUAAGAAAUUGGCAGUGUAAGAAGCCAGACUGCGUUUAAAGGAACAUGAAAAGCUAAAAGAAAUUUUUACCAUCUCUGCAGUCUCAUAGGUGCCUGGAAAUGAAAGUAGAACUUCCUGUCUUUAACGGACUCUGACAGGGGUAAACUGGAUUAGGGACUGGCACGCCAGGGUGUUGUUGUUGUUGUUGUUGUUGUUUUGUUGUUGUUGUUGCUGGGAGUGGUGGUGUUUUGUUUUUUUUUUUUAACCAUCUUAAAUCCUGGAAAAAAAAUGCAUCUCGGAAUUGAAUGAAUUGAUGGGUCCACUCCAACUGCUGGGCUGCAGAGACUGAACUUGGUCUUUCCAUUUCUGCUUCUUUCAAAGAAGAGACAAGUUGGGAUCCCUUCUAAUUUAGCUUUUCUCCCUCUCCCUCACCCCCCACCCCCACUCCCAACCUUCCCCUUGGUCCCCCACUUCUCUACCACCACCUUCCUUUGCAAAAAGGGGGUGACCGGGGAAGCAGAGUGCACAGGAGACUGACUGAGGAGGUAAAGAAGAUGGGACUCCUCAGCGUAGACUUGCUGAUCACUCUUCAGAUUCUGCCAGUCUUUUUCUCCAACUGCCUCUUCCUGGCGCUCUAUGACUCGGUCAUUCUGCUCAAGCACGUGGCGCUGCUUCUCAGCCGCUCCAAGUCCACUCGCGGAGAGUGGAGGCGCAUGCUGACCUCAGAAGGACUACGCUGUGUCUGGAACAGCUUUCUCCUAGACGCCUACAAACAGGUUAAAUUGGGUGAAGAUGCUCCCAAUUCCAGUGUGGUGCACGUGUCCAAUCCUGAAGCAGGUAACAAUUGUGCCUCAGAGAAGACGGCGGAUGGGGCUGAAUGCCACCUUCUUGACUUUGCCAGUGCAGAGCGCCCACUGGUGGUCAACUUUGGUUCAGCGACCUGACCACCUUUUACUAGGCAACUGCCAGCCUUCCGCCAGUUGGUGGAAGAGUUCUCCUCGGUGGCUGACUUCCUGUUGGUAUACAUUGAUGAGGCUCACCCUUCAGAUGGCUGGGCAGUGCCUGGGGACUCCUCUAUGUCUUUUGAGGUUAAGAAGCACCGGAACCAAGAGGACCGAUGUGCUGCAGCCCACCAGCUCCUGGAGCGUUUCUCCUUGCCGCCCCAGUGUCAAGUUGUGGCUGACCGCAUGGACAAUAAUGCCAACGUAGCUUAUGGGGUAGCCUUUGAACGUGUGUGCAUCGUGCAGAGACGGAAAAUUGCUUACUUAGGAGGGAAGGGCCCCUUCAGCUAUAACCUGCAAGAAGUCCGAAGUUGGCUGGAGAAGAAUUUCAGCAAGAGAUGAAUUCUAGAUUAGCUGGAUAAAAGUGUGAUUGUAAUAGAGUUUAUUAUUUUAAAAGAAUGUGUAAAAGUUGAGAACUGAACUGAAUCUAUUAUUUCAACGGAAUCCCAUCGCCUCACUGAAAGACGGGUCAUACCUGUCAGAAGAUCUUGAACCUCUUUAACAUCUCAGUACUUCCUUUAGUACACAAACGGCAUCUGGUUAAACAGCAGCCCUGUUACCUACUUUCAGAGCUAACUGGUCCAAAAUGGAGGGCCAGAAACCCCGUUGCAGCCUUGUUCAUUCUCGCUUGUGAAAGAAGUGAUGCUGCCCUAUGUGUGCUCUGGGACUAGAGGACAAAAGUUCCCAGAAAACCUAUUGUUAAGGGAGCUACUACCUAUGAUCUGAUUAAGUGUAUUGUCUCAGUCAGCUUUAGUCACCAGAAGUAAACCCAACUGGAAAGUCCCCCCAAAUACAUACUUAUAAUGUGAUCUGGAAGCCAUGUCAUGCAGUUAGGACUGAAGUGUUAGUUCUAGCCAAGCAAUGUCCUGUGUUAGUCCUCUAGCCCCGAGUAUGCAUGUGAAUACCAAGAAUGGCCCCAACCUGGAGGGUUGAGAUGACCACAGAAAUAUGGCAGAUGGAGAAAGAAUUGAUAAGCAAAGACAGAGGAAGCAGAACGAUGAGGAAAUUGCAUAGUGCUUUAUCUGGAAGCUGUAGGUAAUGAGAGCUGUACGACUGCAUCAGCAUUGAAGCAUGCACACAGCGCGGGGGAACAAAGGUGUUAACUAAAAACAGCGUAGGGGGAUGCACAUGAUGAGAAGUAGAUGGGUAGCAAUACUCCCAGACUGAAAGGAAGUGGGCAAUGGAAAAGAUAAAAACAGGCGGACACUUUUAAUGUGGAGAGAAGUACGUUGUGGGACUAAUUGUGAUAUACCUAUUUCUGUGGGUAACACCCAUUGAGAGAAAAUCCGGGGCUUCUUGUGCUGCUGGGUUUUUCCUGCUGAAUUCCUAGUUACAAUGCUCCACACCUCUGUAGCAUUGUUUUCUCUGGGUGCUGUGUGAAGGGUGUAAGAGGCAGGUACCUUAGCUGUGCAGUCUCUGCCCUCGCCUCCUGCAGAAGAAUUCUAAUGCUAAGAGAUUUCUUUACAUAAACAUGAGAGCAAUUUACUCAGAUAAUCUCUACCCAUAGUUUUGAGGGCUUACACAAGCUUACUCUUGGUACCACAGGAAUUUGGUAAAAUGGAAUUUCCAUUGACAUUUGAAUUUGGACUUUUUUUUUUUUUUACUUCAACUGAGAUUAACCCAUUAGUUGAAGUUUGAUACAUUUCUCUUAAAAUACAAGCAGCACAGCUGUAUCCACAAGCAAUACCUAAAGAUCACAACCUCAGAAAAAGAAAAACACCCAAAAAAACCCCAAAAAACCCAAAACCAAAACACACCAACAGAUCAAUCGAUGUAUUAUAAUUAUUUUUUAAACUCAAAGACAUGAAGAUCUCAACAUAUGGCUAUGCUUACAUGCCAAAUCAAGGACUUUAUGUCUAUUCCACUCAAUGAUUGAACCACACCGUUGAACUAGUUUGGAAAAGACAAUCAAAAAUUAAAAGUAAGUUAUUAAAAUAUCUGUCCCAAAUGAGAAAAUAGGAAGUGUUGUUUUUAAAUAAGAAUCUUUUAAAUAAGAAAAUAAGAGUCUUGUUUUUAAGACUGGGAGCAAGGAAUAAGACAGAUCGCUAGCCCACGUAUUGUUUAGUUACGGACGCAGCAUUGUGGCUAAUAUUUUUGGCAGCAUCUAAGAUCUCCAGUGUGUUAAAGUCUGUAAGAGAGACACCCACAAGGAAAGCAAACUUCUAAAUUGCAACGGUGCUAAUGAGCUUUUGUAAAAUCAUAUUGAAGAUAGAUUACUCCAGGUUCCUCAAGUGUUAAGGCCUUCAGUCGAGGCCCAGGAGUGAUCCCUCAUUCAUCUUCAUCUUCAAAAUGGUGUUGAGAUUGAUGCAGCUCCCUAGAGAAGCAAAAUGAAAAAUUGGCCGCUCCACACCCACAUCGUCAUCCUCAAGUGUCCCCUUCGGUUUCCACGUGCGACAGUGAAGCGGAAUGUCAGAGAGUGGGUGGGGGGAUGAGUUUUUGGCUAACGCCAUGCUAGUUGUCUGGGGAAAGGGGAUAAUGGGAAAAAGUCGUCCAGCUGUGUUACAUUUUUAAAGAAAGAGAAGGUAAUGUGCGCGUACCAUUUGCCUUCUGGAGGAUAGGCCAGUGGACGAAGGAAGGGGAGGAAGCAAAUGUACACCGAUGUAGGCUGACCGUCAGGGACACAGACAUGUUCAGCAGAGCAUGGCGGAAACACUGGAAAAAAACCGUUGAAGGGUCCAGGAAGAAAGUGACUAGCAGAGCUCAGGAAUCUUACACUGUAUAGAAUGGGUUGGUCUCCCAGGUAAUGAUAAGCCUCUAGUUAUAUAACCUAUUUAUCUCAAUGUAAACGUCUAUGAAUUCCUAUAAUGUGCCUUUUAUAAAAUGAACAAGAAGUCAUUCAUUCAGAGACGAGGGAAAAAAAGAUCAAUGCUCAGCUAUUGUGCUCAGAGAUCCCUAUUAGGCUGUCGGUACCCACCCACCUAACAUGCCUCUCAUAAUGUAUAUUCCUUUGAAGAGUUAUAGUUGUAAAUCUCCCAAGGAAACACAAAUAUGUGUAUAUAUAUUCUCACAAGGACACACACACACACACACACACACACACACACACACACACACACACACUCCUCUUGGAGUUAUUUUUCUUGGAACAUAAAGAUUUCCCCCCAUAGGAUAUGUUUACAUGGGGAUAUCACUUUAUACUUUCAAACUGAAUUGGCCCAUCCAUCUACUAUUGAAAUAAUUUCUCAGAACUUAGCAUAGCACCUGGACUUCCUAAGCACUAAGUGUUUGAAAGACAUCUUAGACCUAUUCAGAACUCUCUUUAGUUUGUCGGGUAGAGGAAGUCAUCCGGGCAAUGACUCUUUUCGAGUGAGCAUGAAGGAAGUGCCUGUCCAGCAAAUGGAGACGUAUUUUGAACGGAUUAAGGGGACCUCUGUGGAGGCAAGUCAGUCAUUGUUCUUGCUCUGUGUUGCCAAAGUGCCAGUUGUUUAACACACGUGUUAGCUUCAUUCAUGCUUUAGAUCUCUGCUCCUGUGGCAUCCAUAGAUUGUAUCCCCGGAUUUUUGGUAAUAUCAGCUUCUAAGUGGUCUUUUAACUUAGUUCAGUUUUUCUAAUAAUCAAUAGACACCCGUUGAUCCCUUUACCUGAAUGUAUUUGACUAUUUGGGACUUGGAAUAAAAUUCAUAAAAUGGGGUGAGGUCACAGGUGGGGACUGCCUCACCCAAACUACUGGAGGGGAAGGUGGGGGAUAGUUGGGGGAUAAUAUUGAUGCUGUUCGUAGAAUUCUCAGGUGGGUACAAGCUGCCCUUGGCAUGCCCUAUAGCCUCCAACCACAGCCAGAGGGAUUUGCUGAUGUACCAGGCUUCCCACUGUGUAUGUACAUGGUAAGAGGAUCAACCUGGACAUUAGUUCCACCUGACCUCUGACUGAUGGUUUGGAAAACAAGUUUAAUUAGAAUCCCUUGGCCACUGCAGAGGGGAAAAUUAGGCUGAUUUCUGUCCCACUGGAGGAUAAAGGAAGACUUAGGCCAGCGCUUCAGCUUGUCAGGACACGCCCAAUGUCGUUUUUCUUAGUGGAAAUUGAUUGUGAGUCUUUUUAAUUCCAGGAGCGUCCUUUAUGACACAGCUUCAAAACAGAACCCAAGUAUUUUGAGUUAUACUCCAACUUCUGCCAUUGCCUUAAAUGUAGAAGCCAAACCUUCUCUUUAUGGACUUUCAGAGUGGACACAAAGGAUCACUUGCUGCUAGAUGACAGUAGUGUCUUGGGACUGUCCAGUCCCUUUAGGAAAGGAAGGAUCUGCAGCUGCAUGAACUGGGAAGCUGCUAACGGGGAGGAAUUAGCGCCCCCACCCCAAACCCCCAGCCCCAAGGCCUGGGCUUACAUAUUUGGAAAGAUUUGAAAUGAAACUUUUUAUGCUCAGAGGAAGGCUGCCGAAUGUCAGUGGAUGAGUUUAGGGUGAGCAAACAUCAGCUCUAUUCUUCAUACCCUGUGUUCUAGAUAACACCAGAAACAAGGUCUCAGACUUAACAGACUCAGCUCUGUUCCAAGGUGAGUCUGAACCAGCAAAAAGCAAACACAUACAGAUAUCCAAACAAGACUGCUCACGCAAGCCAGGGCUUGCUGCCUGUCUCGGGCAACAGCACCAGGGCUCUAGGGAGUUCGUUUAAUAUUUACUGAGACUUCAGAGACCCAGCAGAUGUUUAAUGAAGUCACUAUUUUGGCUCAAACUGCCCUCCCCCAUCUGUCUUGAGAAAAAAAAUUCCAACAGGUAAACAUACAAAUGAAAGAGACCCACAGAAGGGGAUGGGAAAUAAGUAAAAUUCUCUCAAGACUGCUUCAGACCAUGCCAUGUGGUUUCGAUGUGUCAGGAGUCGGGGAUGAGAAGACCUAUGUACCUAGUACUUUAUAACCAAAGCAAUCAAAAGGUCUUGGGGUAGGGAAUGUUGGCCAGUUUUGUUUAGUUUUUGGAUCAUGUUUCCACCAGACUCACAAGCCCGUGUAACCAGCACCCAAAAGAGGAAACCGAGAUGUUCGGAGCUCACUGGUGUGCGAAUGAUAACUACUGACGAAAGAGUCAUCUGCUCAGUCUGUGGUUGGAUGUAGUCACACGAGUCUGCCUCUCCAUCUCUGUCUCCUUAGCAAGGAGGACAUUUGGGUCCUGGUGCAAAGAGUGCUGAGUCAGUGCGACUGAGGGCACGUGUGUCCACCUGUGGUUCUCAGUUGCAGAGAAAGAAGAGCCAAGCUUUGGGGAUUAUCAGCAGGAAGAGUGUUAUAAUAUUGGUGCUGAGCGGUAUGUGCUGUUUCACAACUUGUUCUUAUAUUUUAAUAAACUUCGAAUAAAAGAAUAGAGUUA
Messenger RNA from Rattus norvegicus (Norway rat), 6300 nucleotides. It is a transcript of the gene Dio2, whose product is annotated as iodothyronine deiodinase 2. The record is from RefSeq and is marked reviewed. Gene Ontology annotation, biological process: thyroid hormone catabolic process; thyroid hormone metabolic process. The transcript has 2 exons. NCBI's taxonomy places the organism in Eukaryota, Metazoa, Chordata, Mammalia, Rodentia, Muridae. Gene Ontology annotation, cellular component: endoplasmic reticulum membrane; extracellular region. Gene Ontology annotation, molecular function: thyroxine 5-deiodinase activity; thyroxine 5'-deiodinase activity; ubiquitin protein ligase binding.